UUUCCAACACUAACCAACAGCACUAAUUAAUAACAGCGAAAAUGCAGCAAUUUAUUUAUUUAAACUAGUUUAAAAACCAUAAGAAUUAAGUGAAAGGCGAAUAAAUAGUGCAAUUAUGUUUCUACCCGAAACAGCUGUGUUCUGCAUCACAUUGCUCACAUAUGGCGCGAUACUUUUGCUAUUAAUUUACUAUGUGCUAACGCUAGCUGAUUUGGAAUGCGACUAUUUAAAUGCACAGGAGUGCUGUCGCCGUCUCAACUUUUGGGUCAUACCCAAAUUUGGGUGCCAGGCGCUGCUCUGUGCGAUGCUUCUCAUUUGCGGACACUGGGUAAUGUUUCUGCUGAACUUGCCCAUGGCCGUGUGGUUGUUCUAUGAGCUACAGCGACAACGUCGCGAUAGCCUGGGCGUCUACGAUCCUGUUGAUAUUCAUAGUCGAGGAUUACUGAAGGUGCAUUUGAGGAAUUGCAUGAUUUAUCUGGGCUACUACUUUGUCAUGUUCUUCGUGGGGCUUUACUGCUUGAUUUCUGCGUUGCUCAAAGGCGAUCCCAUCAAACGUCAUGAGGACGAUGAAAUUAUUACCGGCUUCUAAGUCUCUCCAACUCAAAAGAC
Drosophila hydei is the source of this 609-nucleotide messenger RNA. RefSeq names its product protein cornichon homolog 4 (gene cnir). The transcript has 4 exons. NCBI's taxonomy places the organism in Eukaryota, Metazoa, Arthropoda, Insecta, Diptera, Drosophilidae. The coding region runs from base 116 to 589 and encodes 157 amino acids. Gene Ontology annotation, cellular component: endoplasmic reticulum membrane; COPII-coated ER to Golgi transport vesicle. The record is from RefSeq and is a predicted model, not a curated record. Gene Ontology annotation, biological process: endoplasmic reticulum to Golgi vesicle-mediated transport.